AUGGCGGGGCACAAAGUGCAGACCUGUCCGCUCUGGGAGGCUCUGGGAGAGUGCUGGAGCGCUGGGCCACAGAGCCAGAUGGGGAUCGCGCCGGGCCCCCUACUGGAGGUGACAGCGCGGAAGGCGGGGCGGCCAGAGCGUUAUCGCCCGGGGCCAGCGCGAGUCGCUGCAGGCAGGCAGACGGUAGCUGUGCACACGCCCAGCCGCUCGCUCUGGGCGGCGAUCCCGGUUGUGUCGCCUCCUGCCUGCGGAGGGCAGCCUCCCUGUGGGCGCGUCCGACCUGGGCUAAGGGGAGGAGCCUUGGGGGUCUGUGCUCUCGGGUUGUCCAGGCGGAGGCGCAGAGGUCGGGUGGAGGUGCUGGUUCGGCGCCAUGCGCGGUCCCUCCUCCUGGCCGCUGCGGUUCCUUUCGGCCGUCUCCGCGAGGUCUCCGGCUGCAGCCGGUGCCACCAGGCCCUGGAGACAACCGGUGGGCCUGGGGCCCGUUCGGCCGUGGGGUGCGGGGCUGGCACUCUCCGGGGGUCUCGGAACCGCGUGCCUGCAGUGCUGGGGGAGCGCCCGAUUAGGCGGCGGUCGGAGUUUAAGCUGUUGUGUCCCCGGGCCGCCUGUAACCGUGCCAGGGCCGUCAUGCGUCCCCAGGCACUCAGGUCGGGGCGGCGUGGGUCAGUGGCGCCAGCAGCAGUGGCAGCUGCCGGAGACCGCCCCGGGCUGCAGCACUCAGUGGCCGGGCGAUCGGACGCGAAGAAACUUCUGGGUUUGGCGUACCCUGAGCGCGGAAGGCUGACAGUGGCUGUUGGGUUUUUGACUGUGUCCAGUGUAAUCACCAUGUCCGCCCCUUUCUUCCUGGGGAAAAUCAUCGAUGUCAUUUAUACAGACCCCACUGGGGACUACACCAGCCACCUGACCAGCCUCUGCCUUAUAUUCAGUGGCGUGUUUGUGUGUGGAGCUGCUGCUAAUGCCAUCCGUGUCUACCUCAUGCAGACCGCAGGUCAGCGCAUUGUGAAUCGGUUGAGAACUUCAUUAUUCUCCUCUGUUCUGAGGCAAGAAGUUGCUUUCUUUGACAAGACCCGAACAGGUGAAUUGAUAAAUCGCCUCUCCUCAGACACUGCUCUCCUGGGGCGUUCAGUGACUGAAAACCUUUCAGAUGGACUCCGGGCUGGGGCCCAGGCUUCUGUUGGCAUCGGCAUGAUGUUUUUUGUGUCGCCUAAUCUGGCCACUUUUGUUUUGAGUGUUGUGCCUCCAAUGUCCAUCCUUGCUGUUAUUUAUGGACGAUAUCUACGGAAACUGACCAAAGUCACACAGGAUUCCCUGGCACAAGCCACUCAGCUAGCUGAAGAACGUAUCGGAAACAUAAGAACCGUUCGAGCUUUUAGCAAAGAAAUGACUGAAAUUGAGAAAUACACCAGUCAAGUGGAUCAUGUGAUGCAGCUGGCAAGGAGGGAGGCAUUUGCUCGGGCUGGUUUCUUUGGAGCAGUGGGGCUCUCUGGAAACCUGAUUGUGCUCUCUGUCCUCUACAAAGGAGGGCUGCUGAUGGGCAGUGCCCACAUGACCGUGGGUGAACUCUCGUCCUUCCUCAUGUAUGCUUUCUGGGUUGGAUUAAGCAUUGGAGGCCUGAGCUCUUUCUAUUCUGAGCUGAUGAAAGGACUGGGUGCUGGAGGGCGCCUCUGGGAGCUCCUUGAGAGAAAGCCUGUGCUCCCUUUUAAUGAGGGGAUCAGUUUAAAUGAGAAAGACUUCCAGGGCACUUUGGAAUUUAAGAAAGUACAGUUUGCCUAUCCAGCCCGGCCCGAAGUGCCCAUAUUCCAGGAUUUCAGUCUCUUGAUCCCAUCAGGCUCUGUGACUGCACUCGUUGGCUCAAGUGGCUCUGGUAAAUCAACUGUGGUCUCGCUCCUGCUGAGGCUUUACGACCCCAUUUCAGGACAUAUCAGUCUUGAUGGUUGUGACAUCCGUCAGUUAAAUCCCGUCUGGCUGAGAUCCAAGAUAGGCACCGUGAGCCAGGAACCAAUCUUGUUUUCUUGUACUAUUGCUGAGAAUAUUGCUUAUGGAGCAGACGACCCUUCCCUGGUGACUGCUGAGCAAAUAGAGAAAGCCGCCGAUGUGGCUAACGCGGCCACCUUCAUCAGGAAUUUCCCCGAAGGUUUCAACACUGUGGUUGGAGAAAAAGGUGUUCUUCUGUCAGGUGGGCAGAAGCAGCGGAUUGCAAUUGCACGUGCUUUGCUGAAGAAUCCUAAAAUUCUUCUCCUAGAUGAAGCAACCAGUGCACUGGAUGCUGAAAAUGAACACCUUGUGCAAGAAGCCCUGGACCGGCUGAUGAAAGGAAGAACAGUGUUAAUUAUCGCCCAUCGCCUGUCCACUAUUAAGAAUGCUAAUAUGGUUGCUGUGCUUCACCGAGGACAAGUUACUGAAUGUGGGAAACAUGAAGAACUCCUCUCAAAACCGGACGGGAUAUACAGGAGAUUAAUGAACAAACAGAAUUUUAUGUCAGUGGAAGACAGGGACUCUGGCCGCAGUGGCUCAGGACGCUGGCAGCGAACCCUAACCCGCUGCCCCCGGAGGCUGCAGUUACACGACGCCGCAGCCCGAAAUUCACCAAAGGUCGCCGCCUCCCCCAGAUGCUGUCGCUACCACCAUCCCCGCUUAGCUUGUUGA
Chrysochloris asiatica (Cape golden mole) is the source of this 2643-nucleotide messenger RNA. It is a transcript of the gene ABCB10, whose product is annotated as ATP-binding cassette, sub-family B (MDR/TAP), member 10. Gene Ontology annotation, molecular function: ATP binding; ABC-type oligopeptide transporter activity; ATP hydrolysis activity. Gene Ontology annotation, biological process: transmembrane transport. Lineage: Eukaryota; Metazoa; Chordata; Mammalia; Afrosoricida; Chrysochloridae. Bases 1 to 2643 code for a protein of 880 amino acids. Gene Ontology annotation, cellular component: membrane. The transcript has 15 exons. The record is from RefSeq and is a predicted model, not a curated record.